Messenger RNA from Lottia gigantea (owl limpet), 495 nucleotides. RefSeq lists its product as hypothetical. The transcript has 4 exons. The record is from RefSeq and is a predicted model, not a curated record. NCBI's taxonomy places the organism in Eukaryota, Metazoa, Mollusca, Gastropoda, Lottiidae. Bases 1 to 495 code for a protein of 164 amino acids.
AUGGAGAUUCUUAAGGUUCGUUUGCGCUUUAAACGAGACAAAUUCAACAAAAACUUCAAAAUCAUAGCUUUGUUUAUAGCGGGCGCUAUUUUGUAUGUUUGUGUUUUUUUCGCCUCCUCUGACUGGAGAGCAGAUGUAAUCGAUCAAAUACAGAUACAAAGCCCAGGACGUAGCAAACGGUCCCCGGAAUAUUUUCCCCCCAAUCUUCAUGUCAACUUUAAAUCUAAAGGGGAAGAUGUGCUAUUGAGAUUAAAGAGAGCUGAGGCAGUAGAUGUUCCAGUUUACCUUGCUGAUAAUGGUCACGUUAAACAGACUCAACUAGAGAAUAAUAGUAUUUCUGCUAUCUAUCAUGAUAUCACAAGUGGAUUACCAAUUCAUGUCAAGGUAUCGGGUACGGGCGAAAAGUUCGGACAACUCUAUUCCUUGAAAUACCGCAAAUCACAUGUGGGAUUUGAUUCCCACAUGUCUUCUAAGUUCACAUCCGCAAUGAUUUAA